This is a messenger RNA of Colletotrichum chrysophilum, 480 nucleotides long. RefSeq lists its product as uncharacterized. The record is from RefSeq and is a predicted model, not a curated record. The coding region runs from base 1 to 480 and encodes 159 amino acids. The transcript has a single exon. NCBI's taxonomy places the organism in Eukaryota, Fungi, Ascomycota, Sordariomycetes, Glomerellales, Glomerellaceae.
AUGCGCUUCCUCAACGCUAUCAAGACCAUCGCGCUCCUAGGGGCCUUUGUGAUCGACACCACGGUCUCGGCCUCGCCCAUUCAGGCAAACGUAACUUUACACGAUGCAGUCUCAAAAACCUACACCUCAAUCAAGGGCAUUGCCAUCCCGCCUGAUACUAAGCUCCUACCACCAACAACCGACGUCGAGCGAGGUCGCUACUUAUAUCUCGUCCGCCUCAAGGACGACCUUCCGGACGAGGUUUUGAAGAGUCAUCACCUGCUUCUCAAGUACAUGAAUAACCCAUGGGACGGCGGGCGCUACAACACAUCGAGGUAUCGCUUGCAGCCUUGGCCAUCUUACGACGGGGUCUUCGAUGGCAAGGCUCUGAGAGCCAUCGGUGCUCGCGAGGAGGUUUAUUUCAUCUCGCCGAAGGACCCUAGCCAGUUUGGAAAGGUUCAGGAUGAUGUGAAGAAAUAUGGUCAUGGAUACCAGUCCUGA